Thelazia callipaeda (thelaziosis nematode) is the source of this 3549-nucleotide messenger RNA. NCBI's taxonomy places the organism in Eukaryota, Metazoa, Nematoda, Chromadorea, Rhabditida, Thelaziidae. The record is from the annotation of a GenBank genome assembly.
AUGGUGGGACGUUCAACUAUACGUAAUAGGCAUCAUAGUCGGCCGUCUGUUUCCAUUCCGCAAUCGACACUUGGUAGCGUUGCGAGAUUUGAAGACAGGAAAAGGAGUGAUGAUUUCGCAGGCUCAACUAUGCAGAUUCAUCCAGUUUGGCCAGAAAUGCCUCAAGGUCAGGGGGAAUUAUUCUUCGAGUGUACACUGUUUCUUUAUUCUGUGUUAGCUCUAUUUUUACAAUAUCUCAAUUUGUAUAAAACAAUGUGGUGGCUUCCGAAAUCUUAUUGGCAUUAUUCAAUGAAAUUCCAUCUCAUAAACCCAUACUUACUAUCUUGUGUGGGUCUUUUACUUGGAAUGCGAGUAACAAAAUGUUUUUGGAAUACGAUAACUGAGUUAUCAACCAGUGCAAAGCAGAAUGGAUCGAAAACUCAAUGUUUUUUAUGGGAUAUUGUUGAAUGGGCAGCAGUGAAAACACCCAUGUUCACGAUGGUUGCAACAUCGUUUCUUUUCAGUUUUUCUCGCGUUUAUUUCGAUUAUCCCUUCAAAUCAUUACUUUCUUUUGGGCAUCCGGUCCUUUUCUUCAUAUACUUAUUCUAUGGCGACAUAUCGUUUAAAGUGCGUUGCCUAAAUGCAAAAUUUUGGUUUCUUCUUAAUGGGGGUUCGACAUCAGAAUUAUCAAAAGUAACUGCAAUGUAUCGUAAAAUGAGCCCACCUACACUCAUUGACAUUGACAGUGUUGUGCAUAUGUGUAGUACGAAUCCAUCACAAAUACGGGAAGAAGUUUCGGUUUUAAUAAAGGAUUUAAAUUUGCGACUGAAGCAUUGCUUUUUUUCUGGUCUAACAACAGCUUAUCUUUCAAUUUUCAUUCCUUGUGUAUUCACUCCACAGCGGUCGCCAUCUGGUUUAUCGCAACAAAUGUAUAUUGAUAUUCUGUGGGUGGUAGAAUUGUUUUGUGUCGUAUUUUCGACAUCAUUUUCACUUUAUGCAGCAUAUUUGCUACCAUUACAAUACUGUGAUUUGAUACAUCGUUGUGCAGCACAUCUUGGUAAAUGGGAACGAGUGGAUCGGACUGUGAGCACUACAAAUGGAAGUGGAACAAGCAGCAAUACUGCUACCACUAGCAGUAAUGCCAUUGCUCAUAGUAGCAGCAGUGGUUCAACACCAACGACUAGUGUUUCUGCACCAAAUACUGUAUUAGUCAAUUGGUCUGAAGGAGAUGGGCUUUAUGCAGAUGGAACUAUUGUCCGUCAUCAAAACCAAAUGUAUAGAGCUGUUGCUGCAUCUGCUGCGUUAGGUGUAGCUGCUGAACCUGGAGAUACAGAUCAUUCUCGUUUCUAUCGUAUUGGGAGGGAUCCAGUCUUUUUGGUAACGGUAAUGACACUUUUUCAAGUUAUCCUGAUUGGUAUUCAGUUCUGGAUGCUAAUAUUAACGACAGAUUGGCAACAUAUCGUCAACAUUUAUGCACUUGUUGUCGACUUGGCGAUUACGAUGUUAGGACAUGACGAUGGGCGAGAAAAUGCUGUUGUUGUUACAAAGCUGAAAUUGCAUGAUGGAAGCUUGGAGAGGUCUACAAAGUGUGUGAUUUAUAAUGAACCAACUGAAAGUUUUUUGGAUAAGAUACGAAAAGGUCAAAUCAUUCGGAUACAUCGUGCUAAGGUAAAAAGAGAAUUUGAUAGAGAAGUUGUACUUUAUGGAAAACUUAAAAUAGCAGGCUUCGCUGUCCUUUUGUUUAGUGGGCUUGUUAAUGAUAAUAUUGCUCCUGUGUAUCAGUCUUCGGUGAAAUUUACUGUGACAGAUGAUCAUGAAAAAAAGAUAGAAUCAUUGCGAAUUUUGUUCGCAAAGGAUCAAUCUUUGAGAGUUGGAAUGACUUCCGCAGUAUCAGAUCACUUAAUUACUUCGGAAGAUGAUUUACGGGGUGAAUUGGUGAUCACUGAAAAUAAAAUAAAUAAGAAACGAAUAGGAAUUGCAGCAGCAGCUGAAAAUGUAAAAAUUCAUCGACUGAAUGAGCUUGUUCUUGGUAGUUACUGUAAUGUUGCAGUACAGGUGAUAUCUGUAUUUGUUAGUGUUCAAAAUAGUGUAAUACUGCGUUGUUGGGAUACGACUACAGUGCAAAGGAAAUUGUUUUCUGUUGAUGCUGAUUCCAUUCAACAUGUAAUGUGUAAUGAUAGAAGUUUGGAGGAAGUUCCAAAGAACUACCGUUGCGACGUGGUAUUGUAUGAAGAACAUGCUGAUUUUGUUAAAAAUAAUGUAAAAUGCGGCGAUAUCGUGCUCCUUGUUAACUUACAUGUUUAUCAUUCAAAAAGUGGAAUUACUUUGACUAUGCAUACUGGUGGUCAGCACUAUAAUAGAUCGAUUAUCAUUCUUGGAGAGAACGAUAUAAUUAAAAAUAAUCUUUUGCAAGAUAUCAGUAGAUUUAAUGCUGAGGAAGGCACGGAAACAAUGUCAAUUAGUUCUGAAGGUCAAGUUAUUGCUAGAAACUGUGAAGAUAUUGGUGAAUUACAACAGGAGGUUAACGCCCCUGUUGUUGGUUUGUUUGACCGAACUGUUAUAGCGAAUAGGCAACAAAUAGAAUCGACCACACAACGAUUAAAACGCAUAAAUGCACUGCAGUUGACGUGGAUUUUUUAUUGUAUCCUAAAUAAAAAGUUUCAUCACAAUUUACAUCUUGAGUUGCCAUUUAAUUUAGCUUUAAGAGCAGCAGAAUUCAUGGUCCGACAGCUCUUGGAACGCCUUUAUAAUAGUGACAAAAAUUUAUUUGUAAAGCUUGUAAAACUGUCGAACGAGCUGUUAAAUACCUUACUAGCCUGCUUUUUAACGGCUUACUUAAAUGCGUCAUGCAUAGAUGAAACGAUCUCAUAUUUGUUACAUAUAGAUAUGUUUCAUUUAUUUGAGAAUAUUACUUGCACAAAGGACAUCACUCAUGGACCAGAAACUCGCAACAUAUCAAAUAAAAGCUCAGAAGAUGAUAUCGCAUGGGAUUUAUUGUGCAGUUUGUUGCCUGGAUCAGUUUUAAAAUUGUAUAGGUGGGAAAUUAAUUUUCUUUAUGAGAAAACAACAAAAGUCUUGUUCGUCUUGCUCUGUAACAAAUGUAACCUCUGGCAUAUCACAUCAUUUACCAGCCUUGAUAUUACAUCUUUAUGCCCCGUCUGCUUUAAACGUGGAAUUGAAGAUUCGUACUUAUUUCUUCAACGCUUUGUGUUGUUCAGGGGAGAACCAUACAAGCUUGGCUCACCACAUGCUGCAUAUUUGCUUAAGUUACAUUUAAUGAGGGUAUCCAAACUUUAUGUCUUUCAGGAUGUUGGAGGCAAGAAUUUCUACUUCCUGUUCCCUAUUCAGCUUUUGGCUUUCUUUCUUGUUGAUUUUCCUGAAAAUAAUGAAGAAAUUGCUCAUCGUAGACAAAUUAUGACUGAUCAACAAGAAAAAACCUUUGCUGAAUCGAUUCAGAGUCGAAUGCUAUCCAAAUAUAAAUUUGCUUUGGAUGAAGUAAUUAUACGAAAAAUCAAAGGAGAUACAGCCAUUGUGGAAGUUUGUCGACUUACUUUUUUUGAUCGAGUCUAG